AUGGAGAGUUCGACCUCUAGCACUGUGCAGUCUCUGAAUGCAUCUGGCACUUCCAGAGUAUACGUCGGCAAUAGCUACAGCAUAACGCACCACUAUGGCAGAGGCCCCGAGGACGAUGGAGAGAAGAAAUACCUGGAUGCACUGCGCUCGACCGAUCCCUGUGAUGAUAAAGCCAGGAUUGAACAGAUGAAUGGCGGUUUGUUGAAAGAUUCGUACGUUUGGAUCCUUGAUAGCCCUGAGUUUAUUACAUGGCGCGAUGAAAGCAAGACUGCAAUAUUGAAGGGUCUCAUCUACCUGUUGGUCAUUCAACACCUAACUGCUGUGUCUCAUCUGGACCACAAGGAAGAUAAAGACCACUGGAACUACAAGGUGUCCCUUGAAGGCACUUUCCGCAAAAUAUUGGACGAUCCAGGUCUUGGCGAGACAUACUUGCUUGUCGAUGCCUUGGAUGAGUGCGUCGAAGACCUUCCCCUCCUCUUAGCACUGAUAUCCAGCACAUCCUCACGCGCCAAGUGGAUUGCCACCAGCCGCAACCGCUGCGAGAUUGAAGAGCUUUUUGGAGAGGCAUCAUCAAAAGUAGCACUGUCUUUGGAACUCCACGAAGGGUCUGUUUCUAGAGCUGUUGACAGUUACAUCAACUACCGAACUCGCCAUUUAGCUAAGAUUAAGAAACUGAAGAAGAGUACAUUACAGCAAAUCUACGAUCACCUAUCUCAGCACUCCCAGGGUACAUUUCUCUGGGUGGCCUUGGUGUGCCAACGACUAGAGAGAUGCCGCGCCUGGGAAAUUCUGAGCCAAUUGUUACAGUUUCCCCAGGGCCUGAACCAGUUCUACGCGAAGAUGAUGGACCAAGUCCACAAGUCUGCCAGUUGCGACCUCUACAUUAGAAUCCUUGCUGUCGCAUCAACGGUCUUCCGUCCUCUCACCUUUGCAGAACUAAUAGCUAUGGAGAGCCUGGAAAUUGAUCAAGAAACCCUUCCUGAUCUUAUAGCAGAAUGUGGUUCAUUUCUGACGACAAAAGAGAGCUCUGUCGUGUUCAUCCACCAGUCUGCCAAAGACUUUCUGCUUAAGGAGUCAAGCACAUUACUCUUUCAAUCCGGGCUUGCGAAGCAUCAAUACGACCUUUUUCAGAGGUGUAUCGCUAUGAUGCAAAGCCUCCAUCAGGAUAUCUAUGGCUUGGUCUAUCCGGGAGUCUCAUUGAAUGAAGCUCUUCGGAAUUGUCCAGAUCCCGACCCAUUAGAGAACAUCAAAUAUUCAUGUGCUUUCUGGGCUGAUCAUAUGCAAGAGGCAUAUGAGCUCUUCAUUCGGGGCGAUAAAUACAGCAAUAUCCCCGGAAUUGACACUGUUCAUGAUUUCAUUAACAAAAAGUUCUUGUUCUGGUUAGAGGCGCUUGCCUUGUGUCAGAACAUACCAGCAGCACUGAAGGCCUUGGUAUUUUUAAGGGACUUACCAGCUCCAGGUCAUGGAAGCUACAAGGCCCUGGUCGAGGAUGCGCUUAGAUUCUCGCACUAUUUCUGCUCUAUAAUUGAAAAUUACCCACUCCAGAUUUACGCCUCUGGUUUGCUCUUCAGCCCGAACAACAGCCUUAUUCGUCGUCGAUUUAAAGAGUACACCUCGAAAAUCUUCUCCCAGGUUCCGAAUCUCGACGAUAAGUGGAGCCCAAUUCGUAGCAUUUUUGAGUGCUCCGAUGACGAUCUCGACAUUAAGACUAUGAGCUUCUCGCCUACAGGUCAAACGCUAGUUGUAACCACAAGCUCAACAUUGACCAGAUGGCAUGUCAGCCAAGAGCCUAUGCCUGAUGUCAUACAAAGAGAAAAUGGUCAUAGUAGAAUUGCACCGUCUUCAGAUGGGAACUGGCUAGCAAUCAUCGCUUCUACACCGGCUUCAGAGACAGCACAGUCAUCAGCCCAAUGCGAAAUUCAAUUUCACGACUUGGCCUUGAGCAAGAUGGCUUGGCGUCAAAAACUUGACAGUCAUGAAGUUCUAGGCAUGGCGAUAUCCCGACAAUCAGUACUUGCUCGUGAGCUAUGA
Messenger RNA from Fusarium musae, 2031 nucleotides. RefSeq lists its product as uncharacterized. The record is from RefSeq and is a predicted model, not a curated record. The transcript has 3 exons. Lineage: Eukaryota; Fungi; Ascomycota; Sordariomycetes; Hypocreales; Nectriaceae. Bases 1 to 2031 code for a protein of 676 amino acids.